This is a messenger RNA of Eruca vesicaria subsp. sativa (arugula), 2195 nucleotides long. NCBI's taxonomy places the organism in Eukaryota, Viridiplantae, Streptophyta, Magnoliopsida, Brassicales, Brassicaceae. The record is from the annotation of a GenBank genome assembly.
UUAACUUAACUUUUACUUCUUCUUUUAUUUUUGAAAAAGAACUUAACUUUUACUUAACAUAAGGCAAUUUUAUCAGUGAGAUACUUUUGGGGACCAAUAUCUCACAAAUAAGUUUGUUCUUAUCUUUUGUUAAUUACAAAAAUACCACUUAGGAUAAAAACCACAGAUCCAUCAAAAAAAAUAAAGUCAACGAUUAAAGACUCAUGAUAGCGGAUUAGGUGGACGAGCCCACAGGGUACACAUGCUCCUCUGUCAAAUCCUCACUUCCACGCAUUAACAUCUCUCCUAGAUUUUUCUCUCUCUCUCUUUUUCUUUUUAAUUAAAUAAAAACCCAAAAAAACAAAAAAAAAACAGAGGAGCAGAACAGAGCUGAUGCGCUCUACUCAUUACAGCAAAGAUCCACACUUUAUCGAUCGUAUCGUCUUCCUUACAGGAAAUGGAGAACAAACCAAGUGUCCUAACCGAUAGAUACGAGGUAGGACGCUUACUAGGACAAGGCACGUUCGCCAAAGUCUACUACGCUCGAAGCGUCCACACAAACGAGAGCGUAGCCAUCAAAAUGAUCGACAAAGACAAAGUCCUACGCGUCGGUCUAAGCGACCAGAUCAAACGCGAGAUCUCUGUAAUGAGAAUCGCAAAACACCCAAACGUUGUCUCACUCUACGAAGUCAUGGCCACAAAGUCAAGAAUCUACUUUGUCAUUGAGUACUGUAAAGGCGGUGAGCUUUUCAAUAAAGUCUCCAAGGGGAAACUUAGAGAAGACGUUGCUUGGAAGUACUUUCAUCAGCUGAUUAACGCUGUUGAUUUUUGUCAUAGUCGUGGAGUUUAUCAUCGUGAUAUUAAGCCUGAGAAUCUCUUGCUUGAUGAUAAUGAGAAUCUUAAGGUUUCUGAUUUUGGGUUGAGUGCUCUUGCGGAUUGUAAAAGAGGGGAUGGGCUUUUGCAUACCACUUGUGGCACACCUGCUUACGUGGCGCCUGAGGUUAUUAAUAGGAAGGGUUAUGAUGGGACUAAGGCUGAUAUUUGGUCUUGUGGGGUUGUUUUGUUUGUGCUUUUGGCUGGUUACCUCCCUUUUCAUGACUCUAAUUUGAUGGAGAUGUAUAGGAAGAUUGGUAAAGCGGAUUUCAAGUGUCCGAGUUGGUUUGCUCCUGAGGUGAAGAGGCUGUUGUGUAAGAUGCUGGAUCCUAACCAUGAGAGUAGGAUUAGUAUUGCGAGGAUUAAGGAGAGUUCUUGGUUUAGGAAAGGGUUACAUAUGAAGCAGAAGAAGAUGGAGAAGCAGGUUAGGGAGGCUGUUCCUGUUGCUAUGGAAGUUGGAGAAGGUUCAGGUUCUAGUGAGAACGGAGAGAGCAGCGAGCCGUCUCCUCAGCUUGCGUACUUGAACGCUUUUGAUAUUAUCAGCUUGUCUGCAGGGUUUGAUCUUGCGGGGCUUUUUGGGGAUGUUAAUGAGAAGAGAGAGUCUAGAUUUGCGUCUAAGAAACCUGCUGGGGAGAUUAUUUCUAAGCUUGAGGAAGUGGCUAAAGGUUUGAAUCUGAAGAUAAGGAAGCAAGACGCGGGGCUGUUUAAGCUUGAAGGGUCAAAGGAAGGGAGGAAAGGAGCUUUGUCGAUGGAUGCAGAGAUAUUCCAAGUGACGCAGACGUUUCACCUGGUUGAAGUGAAGAAAUGUAAUGGUGAUACCAUGGAGUAUCAGAGGCUAGUGGAGGAGGAUCUUAGGCCUGCGCUGGGAGAUAUUGUCUGGGUUUGGCAAGGUGAUAAGGAGAAUGAGGAGCAGAUAAAGCGUGGUUUGCAAGAUGAACAAGGAGUAGAAACAACGUGUUGAACCAUUGUAACAGGAACAUGAAGAAGAGAAGAAACAUGAUAAAUGAGCAUCAAGAACAGUCACUCUAAGGUGUUACAAACAAAAGCAAGAGGUAAAAAAUACCUGAGGAAUUACAUAACUUGAUUCUUUACAAAUAGCCUGCAAAAUUUGCAGAAAGUUAAUUGUUGUAACAAACUACCUUGUGUUGUUUACUUUGAGCAUCCUAUAUAAAUUUCUUAAGGUUUUGUCCGUACAAUAGCAAGAAUCAGAGAAUGAAUGUGUGUGGGUGUUGUGUAAGAGAAAAUCCUUUUCAAGUGUAUAAAACAAGCAAAUCUUAUAUUGUUUUCCGAACUUCAUGAGAGGAUUUGAGAAGUUGGCUGGCAAGAAACAAGAGACAUAUAUA